UGGAGUGUGUGUAUCAGUGUGUGUGUGUGUAGCAGAUCGGAGCAAGAUGCUGAUGAUGGCGUUUACCCUAAGAGUAUCCUUCCUACUCCUCAUCUGCCAAAGUCACCCGACAACCACAGGAGCAAAAAUAAACCAACAGAAAAGCCUGAAACCAGCCACCUUGGCUCCAAAUGCAGAAGAGCGGUUGGCGGACUAUCUUUUACAUGCUGAUCGAUACAAUAAGCUUAUCAGACCGGCAAAGAACAGCAGUGAGAUGGUGACAAUCGCUAUAAAAGUCUCCCUUUCACAGUUAAUAAGUGUGAAUGAGAGAGAACAAAUAAUGACGACAAAUGUCUGGUUGACUCAGGAGUGGAACGAUUAUCGACUGAGGUGGGAACCAGUACAGUACGAAGGAGUUGACCAACUGAGAUUAUCCUCGCGUCAUAUUUGGCUGCCGGACAUAGUGUUGUACAACAAUGCGGAUGGAACCUACGAAGUGUCCCUAUAUACAAACGCAAUUGUGUACAAUAAUGGAGAUAUCUUCUGGCUUCCCCCUGCAAUCUACAAGAGUGCUUGUAAAAUUGAAGUCAAGCACUUCCCUUUUGACCAGCAAAACUGUACUCUGAAAUUCCGAUCGUGGACUUACGAUCACACUGAAAUCGAUCUUGUUUUAAGCAGUGAUUUUGCAAGUAGAGAUGACUUCACGCCAAGUGGUGAAUGGGAUAUUGUAUCUCUCCCAGGAAGAAGGAAUGAAAUUCCAACAGAUCCAACAUAUGUUGAUAUCACAUAUGAUUUUAUCAUCAAGAGGAAGCCGCUGUUUUACACCAUUAAUCUAAUAAUCCCCUGUGUGCUAAUCACAUCUCUUGCAAUUUUGGUUUUCUACCUACCCUCCGAUUGUGGAGAAAAGAUGACAUUAUGCAUCUCUGUCCUAUUGGCAUUAACUGUGUUCUUACUGCUUAUCUCUAAGAUUGUCCCACCAACAUCACUGGACGUGCCACUGAUAGGCAAGUAUCUCAUGUUUGCCAUGGUACUGGUAACCUUUUCAAUAGUCACCAGUGUCUGUGUAUUGAACGUCCACCAUCGGUCACCCAGCACCCACACGAUGCCUGAAUGGGUGAAGAAAAUGUUUCUAAUCAAGUUACCCACUCUUUUAUUUAUGAAACGGCCGGAAAAUAAAAAUGUAAAGGAAAAGGACCGAAAUAAACAUUCGGCAAAUUACGUGGACAUUAAGGCAGAUAAAGCCAACGUCGAGACGUACUACGUGAACGAAGAGCCGGCAAAAAAGUACAACUGGAAGUUAGCAGAUACGUCUGAAAAUCAAGAUUUCAGAAAGAGAGGACCACUGAAAGGUAAUCCCAAGGUUCAAGAGGCAGUCGAUGGCGUCAGAUUCAUAGCAAACCAUAUGAAAAUUGAAGACGAUGAUCAAAGUAUCAUUGAAGACUGGAAGUAUGUUGCUAUGGUCAUUGACCGUCUCUUCUUGUGGAUAUUUGUGUGUGUGUGCGUCGUUGGUACGAUGGGACUAUUCCUCCAGCCUUUAUUUCAAAACCAGAACCCACCAAGUCUAACUCCCAGCGGAGGAUAACCCACAUUUUAUUUUUGGCAGUUCUUCCACGUGUGUAUUGGUCAAACUCUCAGAAA
Messenger RNA from Callorhinchus milii (elephant shark), 1617 nucleotides. RefSeq names its product cholinergic receptor, nicotinic, beta 5a (gene chrnb5a). Gene Ontology annotation, molecular function: acetylcholine-gated monoatomic cation-selective channel activity; transmembrane signaling receptor activity. The record is from RefSeq and is a predicted model, not a curated record. Bases 47 to 1561 code for a protein of 504 amino acids. Lineage: Eukaryota; Metazoa; Chordata; Chondrichthyes; Chimaeriformes; Callorhinchidae. Gene Ontology annotation, biological process: monoatomic ion transmembrane transport; nervous system process; chemical synaptic transmission. Gene Ontology annotation, cellular component: synapse; postsynaptic membrane; neuron projection. The transcript is spliced from 7 exons.